Messenger RNA from Pseudo-nitzschia multistriata, 3903 nucleotides. NCBI's taxonomy places the organism in Eukaryota, Bacillariophyta, Bacillariophyceae, Bacillariales, Bacillariaceae. The record is from the annotation of a GenBank genome assembly.
ACUCUCAUCAAUUCCAAUAAGGAAGUAGCGCUGAAUAUUGGUGUUAUUGAAUGACCCCAUAGCUUUUUUGUGUUACUAUAUACCGUCUGGACUGUCCACCCUUGCGUCUGGGCCAAUAUUUUCUAUACACAGUACUUUCCGAACAACAGCAACAGCGGGAGCAAUAUUCAUUCUAGUCGGUCCAUUCCGAUUGAUCGAUUCAUGAGGACGGACAGUCUUUUUGCAAAAGUAGUGAUAGCGAUAUCAGUAACGACAUCAUCACAUUGAUCGACUAUGGGAGCAGCGACGCGAAGCAUGUCUAAGAGAAGAGCGAGAACUUCCCAUUUCAAAGAAACCGAUGAAUCCCCUGUGAACUAUUGGAGAAAUAGCAGCAGAAAAAAUAGCAACGAAGAACAACUCAACAAUAAAAGCAAUAGCAAUCUGUAUUAUUCGCCCCCACCACAUUCCAACCCAAUACUGUACUCAUCAGAAUAUCAAUGGCGGCGGCAGACAAACUUGGCCAGGCGGCACCAUCGGAGGAUGGAAUAUCUGACUGGGGACGAUGAUCAUAUCAUCCGCGAGGUCCCUUAUGAAGAAUCCGACGAAGACAUAGACGAAAUAGAAUUCUACCAUGAUUACGAAGAAGAGACAAGAAACGCAGGCUCGUUAGUCGUCGACAACGGAGACCGUGAAGCAUACUAUCAACARCACCGCGUUGGUUUUGAYCUCGACGAACACGACACAAGGACUGUGACGAGCAACAACAAAAUGGAAGAGAACAACUGUAAUUCAUCUUCYUCCUCGCACCAAUCYCCGGUGGRAGACGAAWCCGAAACGAGAAUACCUACGUCAGUAAAAAAUAGCUCAAGMCGAAACAGAAGUAGAAGCAGACCMAGAACCAAAACUAAGAACGCGAUCCAUCACGGUCGCGGUGGGAGUCGGAGCGACUCGGAGCUGGAUUCCUUAAGUGCACACAAGCGGGCCCUGCAUGAGGCCAAAUCAMGGUCACCGACAUCGAUCCUAAGGAAAGAUAAUGAGCCGCAUAGCAUAUUAUGGAGCGAAAAUGAUCCCCAACGAAUCAGGAGGACAUCGUCAUCGUCGUCCUUGACCCUGGUAGAUCUGGAAGGCGAAGGUUCGAUUGCGAAUUCGAGCUCGCAUUCGGACAAUUUAUUUAGGAAAGCAUUAACAAGACCAGCAGGAACGAGUACAAUAGCAACGGUCUCAUCCCAACCGUUCYURUUGAGACGAAAACAAUCUUCGAGGUGGAAAAAAAACAAAAUCCUACUCUGGGUACUAACCGGUGUGUCAUAUGCAGCAGGAAUGGUUGCCAUUUAUUACACCCACGGACAAUCGUAUGCAUCCCUUUCUUUUACGCUGGACCAGGUAAUUGCUCAUGCCCAGAAAGAACGGCAACAAGCCGCGGCCCACUUCGACUUCAUUGAAAAGGAACUGCGCGACGUGCGAGAUCAGAUGCUAGACCUUGACCCUGACGGAACGUUUGCAUCAGAGAAUGAGGAGGGACUGCCUGGUGCCAGCGUCGAAARGAACGGAGAAGAGACUAACGAAGCGCCACAGCAGCAACGUCGCCGUUCCGCAACAAAUGGYGGCAGCGAUGGCGGUGACGAAAAUCACCACCUAYAUCACCAACGCGAAACAGCCAGUGAGCUACUCGGUGAGAUUGUGGCAGUGAAAGAAAAACUACGAAUCGAAACGUCUCAGAUGUCUCAGCUCGAGAAGUACAUUCAGGCAAGCAGCUUGAGGGAUGCGAGGCGCAAAUAUGGCACAGGCAUUAUUCGCGUCCAAAUAGACCUGGAUUUCCCUGAGGAUCGAAUUAACCACAACAUYAUUGAAGACAUCAUUGACAACAAUAACAUGUACAACGAAGAGGAUCAUACUAGCAUUGGGCGGCGGAGGCUGAGUUCGCUUGCGGAUGCAUCCGAUACCGUGCUGGUACUGCAGAUGGCUCCACUUGAGCUAAUGCCCCAUUCGGUGUACACGUUUUUGGAAAUGGCAAAUGCAAAACUMUUCGACGGAUGCUCCUUCAUCCUAAAUGCGAUGCACGUCAUCAAGGCAGCACCGCUGCCUUAUGACGGGGGAUCUGCAUCAAAGAAAGUGAAGGCCUUCACAAAGCUAGGCCUCGACUCGGUUGCCUUCCGGGAGUACUCGGAUGAGUAUCCCCACGAGCAGUUCACAGUCGGAUUUGCGGCGGAUGGGAGCCCCUCGUUUUACAUCAACACCAAAGACAAUACCGAGGAGCACCGUGGGGAGCCUUGCUUUGCGUCGAUAGUUUCUGGCUAUGAAACCGUGGAACGAUUGAUGUCGGCUCCGACCCGGAACGGAAUGUGGUUUCGCAAGCGCAUUGGGAUCAAGCAGGCCAGGAUUCUGUAGUCGGUGUUGCCGACAAAACAAUUCGGUGAUGGGCAACAAAUUGCGCAAAAUACUAYAUACUCGUAAUCGUCAGUAAGCGGGCGAAGCAUUUCGUUGUUUGUGGGACGGUGAUAUUAAUAAUUCAUACAGCGAUCUCGAACGAUCGACCGUAUUAGCUACCCAAAAAAAAAAACAAGCAAAAAAAUAAUAGAAUAAAAUAAAGCAAAAUACAAUACUGUAAAAUUGAGUGAUGAARAUUCCAAAAUGAUGUUAGCAUAAAUCGACUGAAGAUGGUUAUGGAGAGGACCAAGUACUGUUUGGAUUCGAGAAAAGUACCACAUCGUGUUUGACAAUGCAUUGCUUGCACGUAGAAAAAGCUUCGAGAAGAGUAUCACGUCCAGUUUUGACUUGCAAGAGAUAAAAAGCAACUCGAACAUUUAGAAACUUAAAAAAUCAAGAUUGUCGGACUGAGCUAAAUUUGGAAACAAAACCGAUGGCGGAAGACAGAGGCGUGGAAUCAAUGGAGGGAUUUGUCAAGUGUGGAACUAAGCAUAGAAAAGGCAGCGUAGACGACAAYGCAGAUCUCCCACUAUCUAUACGCGAAACUGGUUUAGGCUACAAAAGAAACCAAGACAAGACAGAUCCAACUACAGCAUAGAAAUAGGAUUGAAACCAUUGCAAUAGAGCGACAAAAUAGUACCAAUUUAAAGACGGGACAAUUCGGAAAGGCGCGCUCUUGAAUCAAAUAGUUCUAGUAUUAGCUAUAAGGUACCAACCGGAUGAAUAGAUAUUUGGCACGGUGGAGCGGUUGAAAGUGCUGCUCGUGUCAUUGAACAGUAGCGUCUUUGCCGUGGAAUUCCGCCCAGUGCCAAAAGUGCUCCGCGGAACCUUCUGGAUCCGAUACGUGGCAUUCUGGCUCCGGCAAAUGGKAGUGUCUUCGGUGGUACUUCUUUCGGGAACUCGAUACGAGGCGGUGGAGGUGAUCCGUGCGAGAGGCCGAGGGAUCGUCCUCGUGGUCGCUCUCCCCGGUCCAGUCCCAAUAGUUUUCAACCGCGUUGCACUCUUCACCGUGGCRCUCAGUCUUGUGGUCUUGCUGGGGAACCGAUUCGUUCUCUUGGCUGUCCGUCUCGGCUUCCGUGUCGUUGUUGCCGACAGACCAAUCCCAAUACGAUUGCGAUUCUUCGGUUGGUUCCUCGUCURCCGUGGUCUCGUUUCUUUCCCUUCGUAGGGAAUCCGAAAUYAGGUUGGAUUCAAAACGGGCAAGGGAGAAGAAAUCAUCGAUGGCCUCGGCUUUCUCUUCCUCAGCCGUGUCCGGGGCCCAAUCCCAAUAGGAAACCGUCGGUGGUUGCUUCUCAGUCUUUGGAUCGGUUACCAGUGCUUGCUGCUGUGGCUGKGGCUGUGGCUGCCUCUGGAUUUCGGAAGUCAGUGGCAGAUACUUGGCCUGAACGGUUGYCUUAAGGCUUUCCAAUUCAGCAUUGGUGGCGAAUAGUUCGUGUGUCUUACGGUUUGGCGCCAUGGUCGUGAUCAGGGAGGUUUAUAUAAAUUGUAGCAAUUGUU